UCCAAUGCGUUAUCUCACUGUGGUUGGGAUUGGAAAUGAUAGCAAAAGAAAUUGGAAUAACUCAAUAACUGCUGGAGUAUCUAACAGUAAAACAUCAAAAUAAAAUAAAAUGGCUGAAAAAUCUGUACUUCCAAGUAAACUAUCUGAAGGACCUCACGGCUUAGGUGAUCCCGAUGACAGAAGUUUGCGAAGGGUUGAAAAAGACGUAAUGAUACCAAAACUCAUAAGAGACAAAGCUAAGAAAGAGAAAUGUAUUCAGGAAGUGGCAGACUUUGAGAACUGUUGUAAGGAAUCAUCACUUUUAAUGAUUGUGAAGUGCAGAAAGCAAAAUUCUGCGCUCAAAGACUGUAUGGGUAACUGGUACCAAAAUGAAGAGUUCAAAAAACUAUGUACUGAAGAGUAUUUAGCACAAAGAAGCGAAUACAGAAGGACUGGCAUUAAGAAACCUAUCAAGAGGGCUUAAUUAUUGCUUGUAGUUAAUAUGUUGUUAUUAGUUUUGUGUAAAUAUAAUUGAAAAUCAUUUUA
Molecule: messenger RNA, 525 nt
Organism: Helicoverpa armigera (cotton bollworm)
Lineage: Eukaryota; Metazoa; Arthropoda; Insecta; Lepidoptera; Noctuidae
Gene: Cmc1
Product: COX assembly mitochondrial protein homolog
Exons: 2
Coding region: 110-463 (117 amino acids)
Source: RefSeq, a predicted model, not a curated record